Lodderomyces theae is the source of this 2952-nucleotide messenger RNA. RefSeq lists its product as uncharacterized. The record is from RefSeq and is a predicted model, not a curated record. Bases 1 to 2952 code for a protein of 983 amino acids. Gene Ontology annotation, molecular function: RNA binding. NCBI's taxonomy places the organism in Eukaryota, Fungi, Ascomycota, Pichiomycetes, Serinales, Debaryomycetaceae. The transcript is spliced from 5 exons.
AUGACCCCUCCAAAGAAGAUGAGUUUGCAAGAUUUCCUUCAGGAUGAAACAUUUGGCGGAUCCUGGGCAGAUAUAGAUGUGGACAUGGCAUCAAUUUCGGUCCCAAUUGAGAAGCCCUAUGGAUAUGACGAAGGGUAUUCGGGAAGAGGAGGUGGUUUCCACCACGAACCCAGCUCAUUAGGGCCUCCGUAUAUUGUGAAGUUGGUCAACUUACCUGUCACUGCAAAUGACGCGUUCAUUCAGGAUUUAUUUCAAAGUAGAUUCACUCCCUUUGUUAAAUUCAAGAUUUUGACAGAUCCUGCAUCAAAUAUAUUGGAAACACAUGUUAUCAGACAGGUUGCGUUUGUUGAGUUGGAAUCAGCCCAGGAUGUGUCAAAGGCACUAAAAUGGCAUGACUUGUAUUACAAGGGAAACAGACGAGUGAUUGUUGAACUUGCGGACUUUAAUGAUUUCCACCACUGCAUUCAAUUCAAUCAGGAACAUCACCAGGAAAUCCAACAAAUCCAACAUGACUUUAUUGCUCAGAAGCAACAACAAAAGCAACCUAGACACAUGCAGUUACUAGAUGAAUUGGAUCUGGAUAAAGGAUUAGGACUUGGACCUGGACCUGGACCUGGACCUGGAUUCAAUCGUGGUUUCCGUCACCACCAGCCACCAGCACACUCGCGUCCAAUCUUUGAAGGAAGAACCGGUGGGGGUAUGCCUCUAUCACCCGAAAGACAUCAUGCACCUUUACAUAAUCGCCAACCCUCAUUUGAUACACAGUUUCCUGCACAUGAACCCUUUCACGGUCUUGCAAGUGGAAAUGCACCCCCACCACUUCAUCAACAAGAACCAAUGCAACAUAUGCCUAGCCAACCAAAUAAGCCUAAACCCAACCCAUUUGGAGGUGCAAAACCUGUUGACACUGUUUCGCGUCAACAGGAAAUCGAAAAGAAGUUGAUAAAUUUGAAUCAAACGACAGUACAAACACUUGGUGAUGAUACCAGUGUAGAUAUCGAAGCUGUCAUUAAAAAAUUCCAUGAAUCUGCAUCCCCGCAACAAAAGCGAACAGCACCAGCAGCACCAGCACCAGCAGCAGAACCAGCAGAACCAGCAGAACCAGCAGAACCAGCAGAACCAGCAGAACCAGCAGAACCAGCAGAACCAGCAGAACCAGCAGAACCAGCAGAACCAGCAGAACCAGCAGAACCAGCAGAACCAGCAGAACCAGCAGAACCAGCAGAACCAGCAGAACCAGCAGAACCAGCAGAACCAGCAGAACCAGCAGAACCAGCAGAACCAGCAGAACCAGCAGAACCAGCAGAACCAGCAGAACCAGCAGAACCAGCAGAACCAGCAGAACCAGCAGAACCAGCAGAACCAGCAGAACCAGCAGAACCAGCAGAACCAGCAGAACCAGCAGAACCAGCAGAACCAGCAGAACCAGCAGAACCAGCAGAACCAGCAGAACCAGCAGAACCAGCAGAACCAGCAGAACCAGCAGAACCAGCAGAACCAGCAGAACCAGCAGAACCAGCAGAACCAGCAGAACCAGCAGAACCAGCAGAACCAGCAGAACCAGCAGAACCAGCAGAACCAGCAGAACCAGCAGAACCAGCAGAACCAGCAGAACCAGCAGAACCAGCAGAACCAGCAGAACCAGCAGAACCAGCAGAACCAGCAGAACCAGCAGAACCAGCAGAACCAGCAGCACCAACAACAACAGAAUACUUUGUCGCGGGCUCACCAACAGGUGGUAAGAGUACUCCGCCCACCCCAACAGUCAAACCACCAGUAAUAUUGAAGAAGAAAACCUUAUCAUCUCCUCCAACUGUGAAGCUUGAGCUCAAUGUUAAUGAGCUUGCAGUUGAGGCGGAGACUUCAGCAGCUUUGUCGAACGAGAGCAAAUUAAAAGAACCAACGAGUGCGCCUUCUCAGCGCCAGCAACUGCAACAGGAGCAACCAGUUGCUAAUUCAAAAAGGCAGGACCAAGAAGAUAGACGCCUAGAUGGUAGUCGCAAAAGCUCACUUUCACAACGUCCAAUAGGGCAAAGACGCGAAUCAUCGAAUAAAGAUAGGCCCAACUUCAAGAAGCUAUUCGAAAGUCUCUCCCUUGAGGAUGAGGGCUCAAUACAACAGGGGUCUAUCGAAAACCAAUCAAAAUUGGACGGCGCAUCAAGAGGAGGGAGAGGUAGAGGUAGAGGAAGAGGUGGAGCAAGGGGAAGAGGAAGAGGAAGGGGUGGAUUUGGUGAAGGAUCUGGCGGCGAGCGCAGUGGAAGCCGAACCGACAAGAUUGCCAAUGGUUUUGAUCGCAAAGAUGUGGAAACAAAAGAACCUUUUGAUCAUUCACAUAACGUCGAAAUUGGGCUGAAUCUCACAAUUAAUAAUUCCUUGGAGUCAAUUCACGCCACCGAGAAUGACGUCCCAGAGAAAUUCAGAAAACAACCUCAUUCACAUAAACUGUUUGAAAAGAAUGACCUUGCAAACCCACAACACCGACAAUUUCAUCUGGCUUCAAUGCCAUCUGUUUCGUCUGGCCUCAGUAGUGAUGUUGCAGUUGGAAAGUUGAGACCAGUCUCUGCAAAUGCAACAACUACAUCUACCAGUACAAAUGUGAAUACGGUGAGUACUACUGGGGUAUCGUCAAACUCUAUCGAUGAUGCAGCAACUUCAAUCUCGAAUGCAUCGGAAGAGCCUAAAGCCUCUUCGUUACAAGCAAACGAAGAACAACCAGCAAAUGACCAAGAUUCUGGUGAUGAAGAAGACAAUCAAACUACUUCAUUUCCUACCAAAGGCAGAGGUGAGCGUGGAAGAGGAAGAGGAAGAGGAAGAGGUAGAGGCAGGGGUAGAGGUAGAGGUCAUGGCAGAGGCAGGGGUGGUGCAUCUCUAGGUGAGGCAGGCUUCAAUCCGCGUCACAACCAGUAUAUCCGUCCAAAUCCAUCAACAGCCGCCCCAACUUCUGAGGCAUGA